GGUCAGCUUCAGCUGUUGUUCAUUCACUCCAGCUGGUCGACUGGGCUGACAUAUGUCCCUCCAUCAACGCGGUAAUGAUGACCACGCAGUAAGUGAUAGUCUUAAUGGGUAGUGGGUCUAAUGUAUCGUUCCAAAGUGUAUGCGUGCCGUGGACAGUGUAAGGACAGUAUAUUUCAGGAGUAAAGUUUGUACCAUCCUUUCUCCUGCACAAUGAGUCGGAGCGAGCACUCGUUGCAGGCGCUGUCUUGGAGGAAACUGUACUUGAGUAGAGCCAAACUCAAGGCAUCGAGUAGGACAUCAGCCCUUCUUUCGGGGUUUGCUAUGGUGGCCAUGGUGGAAGUGCAGCUGGACAACUCGUACGACUACCACCCGGGCCUGCUGAUCGCCUUCAGCGCCUGCACCACGGUGCUGGUGGCCGUGCACCUGUUCGCCCUGAUGGUCAGCACCUGCAUCCUGCCCAACAUCGAGGCGGUCAGCAACGUCCACAACCUCAACUCGGUCCGGGAGUCCCCUCACGAGCGCAUGCACCGCCACAUCGAGCUGGCCUGGGCAUUCUCCACCGUCAUCGGGACCUUGCUCUUCCUGGCCGAGGUGGUGCUGCUGUGCUGGGUCAAGUUCCUGCCCGUGAGGGCCAAGGAUAAGGGAACAGUUGGAGGAGGAGGAGCCGGCGCCGGGACGGGCGAAGCGGCGCGCAACGGCACCGCCACGGGCAUCAGCGCCGGCGUGGCGGCGGCCAUCACCUCCACCUCCAUCAUGGUGCCCUUCGGCCUGGUCUUCAUCGUCUUCGCCGUCCACUUCUACCGCUCGCUGGUCAGCCACAAGACCGACCGGCAGUUCCAGGAGCUGGAGGAGCUGGAGGACCUGACGCGGCUGCAGAACGAGCUGGAUAACAGGGGGGACGUGUCGGCCCUGCAGUCCCCCACCUCCCACUACCCCUGAGCAGGUUAGAACAGGGGGGGCGUGUCGGCCCUGCAGUCCCCCACCUCCCACUACCCCUGAGCAGGUUAGAACAGGGGGGACGUGUCGGCCCUGCAGUCCCCCACCUCCCACUACCCCUGAGCAGGUUAGAAGUUAGAAGAGGCAGUUGAAGGUGAAGAUUCAUUGUGCACAUCCCAGGUCGGUCCCAGGUGUCGGCCCUGCAGUCCCCCACCUCCCACUACCUCUGAGCGGGUUAGAAGUACUAGAGUCAGUUGAAGGUGAAGAUUCGUGGUGCACGUCCCAGGAAAAAGGUGCAGGACCAAAGGCUGACUGCAGUUUUAGGAGUGAAGUCCUUUUGUUGUUUUUUUUUGUUUUUUUUCAUAGCUUGAUUACAUUUGACUUCAAAGAAGACUGUUGAAGUCGAAAUGUAAUCCAGCCAUGAUUUUUUUUUUUUUAAACAACAAAAAGGAUUUUAAGUGUGAGGCAGACUUCUCACUUCGAAAACUAUAAGUUAGAUGUAUAGGCAAGGGUGGACAGACCGGAUUGAGAAGGUAGAAGUUCUGCCAGAUGUUUCUCCUGCCUCUGUCCCUAACAUGGGGGAUUUCACUAAGCUCGAUCGUGAUGGCGCGCGCUGUGCAGACUGCGCAGCAAUGCAUGCACACUUUGCAUUCACUUCAAUGCAUUCUGGUUAGAAUUUUCUGCCCAGAAUGCAUUAUAAUUUUGCAUUGCGCAUGCGUUCUGCUAGGUCGGUGCAGCACUGCUUCAUCCCGAACAAGCCCACUUCCUAGCUCAUCUAUCUGGCUGAAGGGGUGUGGUAAUUUGGAUCAGCUAGUUCAUUAGGCUCAUUCGUGACGA
Engraulis encrasicolus (European anchovy) is the source of this 1773-nucleotide messenger RNA. It is a transcript of the gene orai1b, whose product is annotated as ORAI calcium release-activated calcium modulator 1b. Gene Ontology annotation, molecular function: store-operated calcium channel activity. The transcript has 2 exons. Gene Ontology annotation, biological process: store-operated calcium entry. The coding region runs from base 211 to 939 and encodes 242 amino acids. Gene Ontology annotation, cellular component: membrane. NCBI's taxonomy places the organism in Eukaryota, Metazoa, Chordata, Actinopteri, Clupeiformes, Engraulidae. The record is from RefSeq and is a predicted model, not a curated record.